AUGGUCGACUCAGACUUUGUACCUACAAUUACGGAAUCGAGGAUCUUAAUCCUACUUGUUAUCAUUCUUGUUAUCUUUCGGGCGAUCAGUUUGUAUUUACAAAAACAAGCAAAUAAUGUCGCCUCAGCAUUGACAAAAAAUGUUACUAUUAUUGUACUGGGAGAUAUUGGGAGAUCUCCGAGAAUGCAAUAUCAUGCUUUAAGCUUUGCUCAAAAUGGCUGGACAGUAGACUUAGUAGGAUAUGAUGGUUCUGAACCCCUUAUUUCCAUAACAAACAAUCCAAAUAUUAAUAUUCAUUACUUGUCUCAUCCAUGGCAGCUACCGGAUAAAUUAUCAAAAUUGUUAUUUUUGGUGUACGCCCCGAUCAAAGUAUACGCACAGCUUUUGCUCUUAUAUUGGAUUUUAUUCGCAAAGAUAAAUCGACCAAAUUGUAUACUAGUACAGAAUCCGCCUUCAAUUCCAACAUUAAUGAUUGCCCAGUUUGUUUGUUGGGCACGGCAAACGAAUUUGAUAAUCGAUUGGCAUAAUUUUGGGUUCACCAUUCUUGGAAUGCGAUUAGGUCACAAUAGUCGUAUUGUCAAAAUUGCAAAAUGGUAUGAGAAAUUAUAUGGUGCGCGUGCACAUGCACAUUUAACCGUUACUGCUGCCAUGCAUCGUGAAUUGAUGUAUAAAUGGGAGGUUCAAGGGGCUAUAUCCACCCUGUAUGACCGGCCACAAUCACAUUUCAAACAAUUGGAUUUAGAAGAGAUCCAUGAGUUUCUUACUAAGUUUAAUUUGGAAGAAAUCAUCUCUAAGCAAUCAAUUGGUUUCGACUUUCUACCAUCCUCAUCUGCUACGUCGACCCUAUUGACUACCAAACCUUCACCAACUGCUCCCGCAAAAUACCGCAGUGACCGUCCUGCAUUAAUAGUUAGUAGCACAAGUUGGACUGCAGAUGAGGACUUUUCAAUAUUAUUAAAAGCGGCAAAGCGAUAUGACCAAGCCACGGAUAAGCUUUCCCAAAAGUUUCCCAAGUUGGUUUUUAUCAUAACAGGUAAAGGACCCCUAAAGGAUAUGUACGAACAGGAAAUCAGCAAAUUGUCAUUGAAAAAUGUGAGAAUAGUGACAGCAUGGCUACCUGCGGAAGACUAUCCUUUGAUACUAGGAUGUGCUGACUUAGGAAUUUCCCUUCAUAAAUCCUCUUCGGGAAUGGACCUGCCAAUGAAAGUAGUUGAUAUGUUUGGAUGUGGGCUACCUGUCUCUCAUUUGACUCGUCCUAGUAUUGGUGAAUUAGUGCAACAUAACAAAAAUGGCCUAAUAUUCAACAAUGAAGAAGAAUUGGCAAGGCAACUAACUGAACUAUUUACUGAUUAUCCUGCAAACGCAUCAAAAAUUAAAUCAAUGCGUAAACAUGUGAACGAGUUUCAAAAAGAACGAUGGGAUGCAAACUGGAAUCGUGUUGUUUUACCUUU
Messenger RNA from Cetraspora pellucida, 1451 nucleotides. The record is from the annotation of a GenBank genome assembly. Lineage: Eukaryota; Fungi; Glomeromycota; Glomeromycetes; Diversisporales; Gigasporaceae.